UAUCAAGUAAACAAACCAAACAGAAGAAGUAGAAGAACAACAAUAUUAUCAUUCAAAGCUACCUUUCUUAUCAAUCUAUGGCUGCAACCUCAGCUCCAGUUUUGAACGGGCUAAACUCUCCUUUCCUAUCAGGUGGAAAGAGGAGCCAAACCCUCUUCUCUGCAGCUCACGUUUCAACCAGACUUCCCGCCGGAGCUCAGAAGAGGUUCAUUGUUGUCGCCGCCGCUGCUACUUCCAAGAAAUCUUGGAUUCCCGGUGUUACAUUUGGCGGCAACUUAGUCGACCCCGAAUGGCUCGACGGCUCUCUACCAGGAGAUUUCGGGUUUGACCCACUAGGAUUAGGCAAGGAUCCGGCAUUUCUAAAGUGGUACCGAGAAGCAGAGUUGAUCCACGGAAGAUGGGCAAUGGCUGCAGUGUUGGGUAUUUUCGUGGGUCAGGCAUGGAGUGGAGUCCCCUGGUUCGAGGCCGGGGCACAGCCAGGAGCUGUGGCCCCGUUCUCGUUUGGGACUCUUCUCGGUACUCAACUUCUUCUCAUGGGAUGGGUUGAGAGCAAGAGAUGGGUUGAUUUCUUCAACCCUGAUUCCCAAUCAGUUGAAUGGGCUACACCGUGGUCGAGGACGGCCGAAAACUUUGCAAACUUUACCGGGGAACAGGGUUACCCAGGUGGCAAGUUUUUCGACCCGUUAGCUUUAGCUGGAACUCUUAAGGAUGGAGUUUACAUUCCUGAUACGGAUAAGUUGGAGAGAUUGAAGCUGGCUGAGAUUAAACAUUCGAGGCUUGCAAUGUUGGCUAUGUUGAUCUUUUAUUUUGAAGCUGGACAAGGGAAAACACCCCUUGGAGCUCUAGGCUUGUAAAACCUGAUUUGUUAUUAUUAUUAUUAACUAUCGAGCUAC
Molecule: messenger RNA, 893 nt
Organism: Impatiens glandulifera
Lineage: Eukaryota; Viridiplantae; Streptophyta; Magnoliopsida; Ericales; Balsaminaceae
Product: chlorophyll a-b binding protein CP24 10A, chloroplastic
Exons: 2
Coding region: 78-854 (258 amino acids)
Biological process (GO): photosynthesis, light harvesting in photosystem I; response to light stimulus
Cellular component (GO): membrane
Source: RefSeq, a predicted model, not a curated record